AUGAAGAGUCUUAGUGAGGCUACCCUCUACACCAAAGCAAGGGGAGAUGAAAUUCUAAUUGUUUCAAUUCAUGUGGAUGACAUAGUGUAUACAGGGAAUAAAAAUGAUCUGUUGAAAGAAUUCAAGGAGGAUAUGAUGGUCAAGUAUGAAAUGACUGAUUUGGGUCUUCUUCAUCAUUUUCUUGGCAUGAGAAUUAUUCAAACUCACUCUAGUAUUUUUAUUCACCAAAGAAAGUAUGUUGCUUCUCUGCUGAAUAAAUUUGGCCUAAGUGAGUGCAAAUCUGUAUUCACACCCCUUGUUCCAUCAGAUAAGUUGUGUAAAGAUGAUGGUAGUGGAUCAGCAAGUGAGGAACAAUAUAGAAGAAUUGUGGGAAGCUUGCUAUAUCUUACUGCCACUCGACCAGAUAUAAUGUAUGAUGCCAGUCUCCUUGCUAGGUUCAUGAACAGUCCCACAAAUAAGCAUUUUGGUACUGCUAAAAGAGUGCUAAGAUACAUUAAAGGUACUCUGGAUUAUGGCUUGGAGUAUGUGAAAGGAAAAAAUGCAAUGCUAAUUGGAUUUUGUGAUAGUGAUGGGGGAGGAUCGGUUGAUGACAACAAAAACACUUCUGGAAAUGCUUUUUCUUUUGGCAGUAGGGUGUUUUCAUGGGCUUCAAUGAAACAAAAUUGUGUAGCUCUUUCCACUGCAGAAGCUGAGUAUAUCUGUGCUUCUGAGGCAACCGCCCAAGUUAUUUGGCUUAGGUUUGUCCUUGAAGACUUUGGUGAAUUAUAA
Molecule: messenger RNA, 768 nt
Organism: Malus domestica (apple)
Lineage: Eukaryota; Viridiplantae; Streptophyta; Magnoliopsida; Rosales; Rosaceae
Source: RefSeq, a predicted model, not a curated record